This is a messenger RNA of Orycteropus afer afer, 1937 nucleotides long. It is a transcript of the gene PAK2, whose product is annotated as p21 (RAC1) activated kinase 2. The record is from RefSeq and is a predicted model, not a curated record. Gene Ontology annotation, cellular component: cytoplasm. NCBI's taxonomy places the organism in Eukaryota, Metazoa, Chordata, Mammalia, Tubulidentata, Orycteropodidae. Gene Ontology annotation, biological process: regulation of axonogenesis; protein phosphorylation; intracellular signal transduction. Gene Ontology annotation, molecular function: protein serine/threonine kinase activity; ATP binding.
GGCCAUUUCCUAACUCUGAAUCAUGUCUGAUAACGGAGAACUGGAAGACAAGCCUCCAGCACCCCCUGUGCGAAUGAGCAGUACCAUUUUUAGCACUGGAGGCAAAGACCCUUUGUCAGCCAAUCACAGUUUGAAACCUUUGCCCUCUGUUCCAGAGGAAAAAAAGCCCAGGAAUAAAAUCAUCUCUAUAUUCUCAGGCACAGAAAAAGGAAGUAAGAAGAAAGAAAAGGAAAGGCCAGAAAUUUCUCCUCCAUCUGAUUUUGAGCACACCAUUCAUGUUGGCUUUGAUGCUGUUACUGGAGAAUUCACUGGCAUGCCAGAACAGUGGGCUCGAUUACUGCAGACCUCCAAUAUCACCAAACUAGAGCAAAAGAAGAAUCCUCAGGCUGUACUGGAUGUCUUAAAGUUCUAUGACUCCAACACAGUGAAGCAGAAGUACCUGAGUUGUACUCCUCAUGAGAAAGAUGGCUUCCCCACCGGAACACCAGCACUGAAUACCAAGGGUUUAGAAACAUCCACAGUAGUAACAGAGGAAGAUGAUGAUGAUGAAGAGGCUGCUCCUCCUGUCAUUGCCCCACGACCAGAUCAUACAAAAUCAAUUUACACACGGUCUGUAAUUGACCCUAUUCCUGCACCAGUUGGUGAUUCUAAUGUUGAUAGUGGUGCCAAAUCUUCAGACAAACAGAAAAAGAAGACUAAGAUGACGGAUGAAGAGAUUAUGGAGAAAUUAAGAACUAUUGUCAGCAUAGGUGACCCCAAGAAAAAAUAUACAAGAUAUGAAAAAAUUGGACAAGGGGCUUCUGGCACAGUUUUCACUGCUAUUGAUGUCGCAUUGGGACAGGAGGUUGCUAUUAAACAGAUAAAUUUACAGAAACAGCCCAAGAAGGAAUUGAUCAUUAAUGAGAUUCUGGUAAUGAAAGAAUUAAAGAACCCCAAUAUAGUUAACUUCUUAGACAGUUACCUGGUGGGAGAUGAAUUGUUUGUGGUAAUGGAGUACCUGGCUGGUGGGUCACUUACUGAUGUUGUAACGGAAACCUGCAUGGAUGAAGCACAGAUUGCUGCUGUAUGCAGAGAGUGUUUACAGGCACUGGAGUUUUUACAUGCUAAUCAAGUGAUCCACAGAGACAUCAAAAGUGACAAUGUGCUUUUGGGGAUGGAAGGAUCGGUUAAACUUACCGACUUUGGUUUCUGUGCCCAGAUCACCCCUGAACAGAGCAAGCGAAGCACCAUGGUUGGAACGCCUUACUGGAUGGCACCAGAGGUGGUUACGCGGAAAGCUUAUGGCCCUAAAGUGGACAUUUGGUCUCUGGGUAUUAUGGCUAUUGAGAUGGUAGAAGGAGAACCUCCAUACCUCAAUGAAAAUCCCUUGCGGGCCUUGUACCUGAUAGCAACUAAUGGAACCCCAGAACUUCAGAAUCCAGAGAAACUUUCCCCAAUAUUUCGGGAUUUCUUAAAUCGAUGUUUGGAGAUGGAUGUGGAGAAAAGGGGUUCAGCCAAAGAAUUGUUACAGCAUCCUUUCCUGAAACUGGCCAAGCCACUGUCUAGCUUGACACCAUUGAUCAUGGCAGCUAAAGAAGCAAUGAAGAGUAACCGUUAACAUGAUUGCCAUGGCUUCAUAUUCUUUCUUCCAUUUUCUGAAAGAAGUCUGUUAAUAUAUGAAAAUUAUUACUCUUUUGGGGAGUUUGAAAGAAAUGGUCUGCGUAACAUGGAAGAUAAAAGCAAACUACUCCCCGAAGAUAGCCAAGACAAGAUUUCAAGAAAGAAUGAUGACUUUGAAUUGACCCCCUUCUUUAGGGUCCAAAAGGAAUUAUGGACUGAAUCACUAGCCUUACAUCUUUCGGCACACAGCCCACCAGGGCCAUUUAUCAUGCUUGAGAUUUGCAUUUUAUUUUAUUUUGCUGACUUUGUUGUAAUAGAUCCCAUUCAUUGUCCCCUUU